GCUUGCAACUCGUAUGCACGAAUAUAACGCUUGCGCGUUGUGGUUGAUGAGUGACGCUGUGUCCUGUUGGUGAAUACCGCGACACUCCGCGGUUCUCGUUUAAUUCCUUACUCGAGUGUUUUGUCGAUUUAAUCCAAAUGGAUCCAGUAAAAAUGUCCAUGCAGCCGCACAACAGGAAACGCGUCUGCUACUAUUAUGACAGUGAUAUUGGAAAUUAUUAUUAUGGCCAAGGACAUCCUAUGAAGCCACAUCGUAUAAGGAUGACGCACAAUCUACUCUUGAACUAUGGACUUUAUAGAAAAAUGGAGAUAUAUCGACCUCAUAAAGCCACAGCAGAUGAAAUGACAAAAUUUCAUAGUGAUGAGUACAUUAGAUUUUUGAGAUCCAUAAGGCCAGAUAAUAUGUCAGAGUACAACAAACAAAUGCAACGAUUUAAUGUAGGUGAGGAUUGUCCUGUUUUUGAUGGCUUGUACGAGUUCUGUCAAUUGUCAGCUGGCGGAUCUGUAGCUGCUGCUGUAAAGCUCAACAAGCAAGCCUCAGAAAUCUGCAUCAACUGGGGCGGUGGUUUGCAUCAUGCAAAGAAGAGCGAAGCGUCGGGCUUUUGUUAUGUGAACGACAUUGUACUCGGAAUCUUAGAAUUGCUGAAAUAUCAUCAAAGAGUUUUAUACAUUGAUAUUGAUGUUCAUCAUGGCGACGGUGUGGAAGAAGCUUUUUAUACGACUGAUCGAGUGAUGACAGUUUCAUUUCAUAAGUACGGCGAAUAUUUUCCUGGAACUGGAGAUCUCCGCGAUAUCGGGGCAGGGAAGGGAAAAUAUUAUGCCGUUAAUAUACCGUUAAGAGAUGGUAUGGAUGAUGAAAGCUACGAGUCAAUAUUUGUUCCCAUUAUAUCAAAAGUAAUGGAAACUUUCCAACCUUCAGCUGUUGUUUUGCAAUGUGGAGCCGACUCGUUGACGGGCGAUCGACUGGGAUGCUUUAACUUGACUGUGAGAGGUCAUGGAAAAUGCGUGGAAUUUGUAAAAAAGUACAAUUUGCCUUUCCUGAUGGUGGGCGGUGGCGGUUAUACAAUCAGAAACGUGUCAAGAUGUUGGACAUAUGAAACAUCUGUCGCUCUUGGAUGCGAAAUUGCGAAUGAACUUCCAUAUAACGAUUACUUCGAAUAUUUUGGUCCUGACUUUAAGCUGCACAUCAGUCCUUCGAAUAUGGCGAAUCAAAACACUCCUGAGUACCUCGAGAAAAUAAAAACGAGGCUGUUUGAAAACUUGAGAAUGCUACCUCACGCACCUGGUGUACAAGUUCAAGCAAUGCCAGAAGAUGGUGCUGUCAUUGAGGACUCAGAAGCUGAAGAAAAGGUGAAUCCAGAUGACAGACUGCCUCAACGUGACUUGGAUAAGAGGAUACAACAUGAAAACGAGUACAGUGACAGUGAAGACGAGGGAGAAGGUGGACGAAGAGAUAAUAGAUCGUACAAGGGAUCUCGAAAACGACCACGUUUAGAAAAAGGCCAAGAAACCAUUGACGCUGAUAUCAAAAAAGAAGACGACAUAAAAUCUGAGCCGAAAGAAAACGAAAAAGAUGAGAAAGUGAAUCCCACGAAUGAGGAGACCAAGAAAGACGGCGGAGCGAAUCCCUGAUAGAUGGUUGUGCCGGAGCAUUUAAAAAAGGCGAAAUUCUUAUUUAAAUUAAGUAACAGAUAUGUUUAAGUAACUUAAAUGUGGUAGCACACAUGUGGUACAUAGUCUGCUGCCUCUACUUCGCUCCGUAAAUCGAAAUUAUUAUUCCAAAUUAUCACAUUUUUACGAUCAAAACGUGUUUAAAUAUUUAGAAAUGUCGGAUUUGUUCGUGGCAGCGUCAUCCUUAUCGAAAUUUGCACGUAUGAGCGUGUAUGUAGUUUAGAGCGCAAUUUUAAACGUAGACUAAAAUAAUUCAGAAACGUAUGUCCGAGUUUUUUCCAAUUGAUCUUUUUUCAUUUUUCUUAAAGAUUAUUGAAAGUACUGAAGAAGUAUAGAAGAUUAUAGAUCCGCGGGAUGAUGUCUCAAUAGUGUCAUCAGAAUUUUAUAAACCUGGAUUGCAGUUCUCUUUACAUAACUUUUGUGAGAGAUCUUUCAUGGAUCUUUCACCGCGAUAUUCUAGAAUUUUAUAUAAGCAUCUAUUUCACUGAUUCCAAAAUCAAGUCAUAAAGUCGACAACUGAUAUAAGACACUAACGAGAUUCUGCCGCUCCAAUGCUGCAAUCAAAUUUACACAGAAGAAAAGAUGUAUACAUAUAUACACAUAUAUAUGUAUAUAAUUGUUAAUAUAUCAUAUAUAUAUGUGCGAAAUGCAUCUUUUUCGCGUGAAUAGUGUAAUAUCGUAUGUCUUCUUAUUUGUCACUUUCAAUUGAGCCGCUCGAUAAAGACCAGUAUGUAGUUUAUGUAUUAUGGAAAGGCAGCUGAUUAAGAAUAUAAAGAUGAUUUCUUAAUCAGCUGUUUGCAAAGAUCAUGGAUUGGUGAAUACGUUCGCUUCCUAUUGUAUAUAAUACACAGAAAUUUAAUCUUUGAAAGAAAUUCUUGCACGCAGUAAUAAUAUAAUUAAUAAUAAUGUUCGUUGAGAGUGCAAAGAAUAUCUCACGUUACUCAAAAGAUUAGCGGAUGUUUCUUCAGUUAACGCCCCGAUUUAUUUAGUGUAAGUAAUGAAUAAUUUUAAUUUAUAAUGCAUUUCAGAAAGCGAAAGCAACGGGAAAAAUUUGCAAUUUGAUAAACACUUGUCCAUGUUUAUUCGUCUUACAUUAUGUUCGUUUUUUUAUACUGUCGUAUUUGUUUGCAUUUAUAUUAAGGAUUGUUUCCCUCGUUUUCGACAUUUUUUUUCAUUAUUUUUAUCUCCUUUUAUUUUGAUUGUCGAGUCGUGCUGUUCAAAUUCAUAUCUACUUAAAGUUUUACAUUUGUUUCGUAGCAUUUUCUACCGAUAAGUAAUUUACCGUAAGACACUCAUGUCUUGACGAAAUAAAUCAGAAAUGCGUAGACGGGAAAAGAAAGAUCUUCUAAUGCUUUUGAGUAGCGUAACGAGGAGUUAAAUUGGGGGGGGGGAGGGGAGGAGGAAGAAAGUAUGGCAAAGAAAUUAGAGCAGUUGAGAAAUUAUAUAUAUCCAUUCAAAUGUAGCUGUAGACUCUUAAAUGUAUAUUAGACAAGACUAAUUUAAGAAAUAUAAAAAAAAAUUACUCGUGGCAUCUGGAUCGAUCUCUGCAACAAAGACUCAAGGUCGGGACGUCGCUCUCGUUCCUGCAUUCUCGAUCAUUGUCGAUCAACAAUUGUUUUGUUGCAGACUCUGUCCUCAGGCUACGUUCUCACGUAUUUUCAUUAAAUUCUCGUGCGAGAGCAAUAAUUGUGCAUUGACAAUUCUAUGUAUAUAAAAUGUAUCCCCUUUUUUGUGACGCCUGAAUACUCGAUCUGGACCUGUGCCCGAUCAUUGGGCGAUUUUAUUUGUAACUAAACUUACAUCCACUAUACACACAAAAGAAAUUUGAAAUAGCAUUGCGUAUAUCUUGUGUAAGCCGAUUCAAGACACAGGCCGAAUCUUUCUAAUAUGUACUCCUUUUUAUUCUUAAUCAACUGAUAUCUUGUAAUUUCUUCUUACGCACUGCUCUACUUCAACUUGCGUGACGAGUUAAGAUUAGAGAGAUUCGACUCUAUAGAUAGACUAUUGCAUAUGUAUUUAUGUCCACGCAUAGGAACAUAUAUGGACGUUUUUAAAUAUUUAUAAUAAAAAAUAAAGAAA
This is a messenger RNA of Linepithema humile (Argentine ant), 3749 nucleotides long. It is a transcript of the gene HDAC1, whose product is annotated as histone deacetylase HDAC1-like. Gene Ontology annotation, cellular component: NuRD complex; nucleus. Gene Ontology annotation, biological process: negative regulation of transcription by RNA polymerase II. Gene Ontology annotation, molecular function: histone deacetylase activity. Lineage: Eukaryota; Metazoa; Arthropoda; Insecta; Hymenoptera; Formicidae. The record is from RefSeq and is a predicted model, not a curated record.